AUGGCGCCUAUAUUGCUACACGGAUACAUCUCUUCGUGUUUCUCUUUGAUUUUCGGUCUAUGGAGUAUCGCGUCAGGACAAUUAGUGUACACCGUGUCGGAGGAGACAAGCGCUGGAUUUACAGUUGGAAACCUAGCAAAGGAUUUGAACCUAAAUGUGCAAGAUCUUGUGCGCCGAGGAUUUCAGAUAGUGGAUGGACCCAACAAGAGGUACUUCGAAUUAAAUGGAAGAACGGGAAAUAUACAGGUUCGGGAGAGAAUAGACAGAGAAGAACUAUGCGGACGUAACUCGAAAUGCUCUUUGGAAUUGGAGGCCAUAGCGAAGUCGCCCCUGAAUAUGUAUCGAUUUGAAGUAAAUGUUUUAGACGUAAACGAUAAUGCACCAACAUUUCGCUCAUCUAUGAGUCAGGUAAACAUUUCAGAAUCGGCUUUUCCAGGUGAGAGGUUUUCUUUACCAAUAGCAUACGAUGCGGAUGUAGGUAGUAACUCGGUGAAAAGCUAUAAGCUGAGCUCGAAUGAAUAUUUCUCCAUCGAUGUACAUAGCGGAGGUGAAACUGUGUCUGCUGAGUUAGUGUUACAAAAGCCAUUAGAUAGAGAGAGACUGGCUUUGAUUCAAUUAGUUCUCACGGCUUUAGAUGGUGGAAAGCCUCCAAGAUCCGGAACAGCUAAAAUUGUAGUUAACGUUAUAGAUGUGAAUGACAACAUUCCCAUUUUCAGUAAACCGCUAUACAAAGCACAAAUUUCCGAGAAUGUUCCGGCCGGUACAUCUGUCAUAACUGUGCAAGCUAAUGACUUAGACGAAGGCAUUAAUAGUGAAAUCGUGUACUCAAUUGUAAACCAAGACAGUUCGGAUAAACUAAAUGCUUUUACUAUUAACUCAAUUUCGGGCGAAAUCACAGUAACCGGAGAGUUAGAUCAUGAAGCCAGUGCUGCAACAGAGAUUCGUGUGAAGGCAACUGAUAGAGGACAUAAUCCACGUUCUGCAUUUUGUAAAGUGCUUGUUGAAGUCCUGGAUAUAAAUGACAAUGUCCCUGAAAUAUCCGUGACAUCGUUAGAAGAUGUAAUUCAGGAGGAUUCUCCUGUGGGCACAAUGGUUGGAUUGAUAACCGUAAAAGAUGGCGAUGCUGGAAAAAAUGGUGCUGUGAAUCUAAAAAUAAUGGGCUCAGUCCCUUUUAAAAUUGAAAAUACAUACAAAAAUAAAUACUCCUUAAUGGUUGACGGGCCACUGGAUAGAGAAAAGACACCUGAUUAUAAUGUCACAAUCAGAGCAACAGACGAGGGCACCCCUCCUCUGUCCAGCACCAGCGUUGUCACUGUUCGUGUUUCUGAUGUGAAUGAUAACGCGCCGCAGUUUCCAGAUCCCAUCAUAAAUGUUUAUGUGAAAGAGAACAGUCCGGUUGGCUCUGUACUUCACACCGUAUCAGCUCUUGAUCCAGAUGUAGGAAAUAAUGCAAAUAUUGUAUAUUCAUUGGUUGAUAAUUCAUUUAAAAGCACAGCCCCUGCAGUUAAUAUUAACUCCGUUACUGGAGAUAUACAUGCUCUCCAGUCAUUUAAUUUUGAGGAAACCAAAAGUUUUCAGUUUCAAGUUCAGGCGACUGAUUCUGGUGUCCCUCCUCAAAAGGGCAACGCCACUGUUAACGUUUUUAUUUUAGAUGAGAAUGACAACACUCCAGCCAUUCUUCCUCCUUAUUCAGAGCAUGGCUCCAUUAAUAGUGAGAACAUUCCUUAUACGGCCGAAGCAUUGUACUUUGUGGCCAAGAUCAGGGCUGUAGACGCAGAUUCUGGAUAUAAUGCGUUGCUUUCUUACCACAUCUCUGAGCCCAAAGGAAACAACCUUUUCCGAAUCGGAACCAGCAACGGAGAGAUCAGGACUAAGAGGCGGAUGAGUGAUAAUGAUCUGAAAACGCAUCCACUAGUGAUUGUGGUUUCUGAUAACGGAGAGCCUGCAUUGUCAGCUACUGUUUCUAUCGACGUUGUUGUUGGAGAAAGCACUGGUGAACUUCAAACUACAUUUAGGCAUAGUCCUGUUAAGGAUGACACCUUUUCGGAUUUAAACUUUUAUUUGCUCAUCGCUAUUGUCUCAGUAUCGGUGAUUUUUCUGCUUAGCCUCAUCAGCUUGAUAGCUGUGAAAUGCCACAGGACAGACAACAGUUUCAGUGGAUACAACCCCCCAAUGAUAACCACACAUCCUGACGGAACCUGGUCUUACUCCAAAUCUACACAGCAGUAUGACGUAUGUUUUAGCUCAGACACGUUGAAGAGUGACGUAGUGGUUUUCCCCACACCAUUUCCGCCUGCCGAUGCGGAGCUCAUCAGUAUUAAUGGAGGGGACUCUUUAAGCCGAACACACACACUCCCCAGCAGAGAAAAGGUAAGAUCAUUGUUGGGAGUGCACUUGUCACCUGAUGAUUGA
Sardina pilchardus (European sardine) is the source of this 2412-nucleotide messenger RNA. RefSeq names its product protocadherin alpha-3-like. NCBI's taxonomy places the organism in Eukaryota, Metazoa, Chordata, Actinopteri, Clupeiformes, Clupeidae. The record is from RefSeq and is a predicted model, not a curated record. Gene Ontology annotation, biological process: homophilic cell-cell adhesion. Gene Ontology annotation, cellular component: plasma membrane. Bases 1 to 2412 code for a protein of 803 amino acids. Gene Ontology annotation, molecular function: calcium ion binding. The transcript has a single exon.